AAGAUGUCUUAUCGCUUAUCGCGGCAAGCUAGGGACAGACCGUCAGGUGCUGAUUGGCCUGAAGCUCAAGCUGGUUAACAGGGGUAGGCAAGUGCGAACGAUGGCGGGGCACUUGAAUCAACCUGCUCGUGGACCGCAAUGGACUUCAAGUGGCCUGCUGAGACAGCGUCACUUUUACUUUCUCCAAGUUUCGAUUCAGGCUGCUGUCGCAUCCCGCUUCGACGAGCGAGACAAGUUGGACGCAUAAUGACUUAACGGUAGCUUCACUUUAAUCGUUUCGUCACAUUUCGAACAUAAUGUCGUUGGACACCCCCCGCCACGUGAAGUACUGGCAGCGAUGCUUCAAGUCAAUCCUCCCGCACCAUUACACUUCCAUGGACAGCAGCAGACUCGCGCUUGGCUACUUCAUCCUUGGCGGGCUUGAUCUUUUAUUCUCAACACUCUCGGCGUCGGUGACAACUGAGCCUCUGAUCCCCAAAGCAGACCGCAAACGCCUUCGAGAUUGGAUCCUCUCUCUGCAGCACCGAUACGGCGGCUUCUGUGGUAGUCCCCACCAUGUCUUCCCCGAAUCCUUCGAGAAGGGCUUCGACCACGCCGUUAAACCUGCUGCCGACGAUACCGAGAACGCUAACAUUGCCGCCACGGCCUUUGCGCUACUGAUGCUUGGGAUUAUUGGCGAGGACAGAGAGGGCGUCAGCGCAUUCCGUGGCGUCAAGAGAGUACAGACCCUGCGAUGGUUGAGGAAACUUCAAAGACCCGAUGGCAGUUUCGGCGAGUUCCUCAAGAAAGAUGGCACUGUUGGCGGUGGAAAAGACAUGCGAUAUUGUUAUGUGGCCGCAAUGAUACGGUGGAUGCUCUGUGGCAACGAAAUUCCGCAAGAUGGCCCCGAUAAGCCGCGCCAGUUCCAGGAUCUCGACGUCGACGGCCUCGUAGGACACAUCCGGAGGGGUCAGACUUUUGAUGGUGGGAUCGCCGAAAGCUCCAUGGGCGAGAGUCAUGCUGGUUACGCGUAUUGCGCAGUUGCGGCACUGUCGUUGCUGGACCGCGCCGAACCAGACGGUGACAACAAGUACCUCAAGAAGGGGAUCAGAGAUAUACCCGCCCUCGUGCACUGGCUGGUCGCAAGACAGUUCAUAUACACUGCAUCGGAGGACCCCGAGUCUGAAUCGGCGAAGGACGAGCCCGAGCUUUCAGCUCUCAACAUCAGUGAGUCGGAAGGCUACGUUACCGGAUUCAAUGGCCGGUUGAAUAAGAUAGCAGAUACAUGCUACACGUGGUGGGUGUUUGGCGCUUUACGAUUGCUGGAUAAAGCACAACCUGGCACAGCGAAGGCCAUCAACAGGGCACCAUCACGAAGCUUCUUGCUUGAGAAGACGCAACACCCUGUCCUAGGCGGCUUUGGCAAACACGCAGAACGUCCGCCAGAUGUGUACCACUCGUACAUGGGCUUGGCCGCUUUGGAGACCAUGGCUGGUGAGGAUGGCGAGGAGGGUGUGUCACUGUUUGAUGCCGGGUUGUGCAUCAGCUCGGAUGCCGCGGCGCGAAUAGAGGUUGCGAGGCGAUUUUGGAACUGAUUGCUGCAAGACGGAGAUGCGGG
Pseudomassariella vexata is the source of this 1597-nucleotide messenger RNA. Its product is annotated as terpenoid cyclases/protein prenyltransferase alpha-alpha toroid. NCBI's taxonomy places the organism in Eukaryota, Fungi, Ascomycota, Sordariomycetes, Amphisphaeriales, Pseudomassariaceae. Gene Ontology annotation, biological process: protein geranylgeranylation. The coding region runs from base 297 to 1574 and encodes 425 amino acids. Gene Ontology annotation, cellular component: CAAX-protein geranylgeranyltransferase complex. The transcript has a single exon. Gene Ontology annotation, molecular function: CAAX-protein geranylgeranyltransferase activity. The record is from RefSeq and is a predicted model, not a curated record.